UCUCUAAGUAUGGAGUGUAGUAGUAUUGGUGUUUGCAUAAAUAAAAUUGGGGACGAGAACUCAGAAAACUCGGUGGAAGCCGGAGCAAGGUAAAUAGUCGGCAACGCCGACCCCUAGUUUUCUAUGGUGGAUGAUAAUCGAUAGGUUACGGACCGUCUCCUAAAACCUCUGCCGACUCUACCGGGUCGCUUUGUUCGGGCUUUCUCGUUCAUCCUUCCCACAUGACCAUGUUCUUCAAUUUUGAGUCUCUCGCGUUGAAUGUCGUCUUGUCUCCCCUGGUUUAAACUACUCAGACCUUCGGGCAUCCUGACGUGGAUGGCUUGCCAAUCAAAGGCUGACCGCAGCCUGGCAAGUCCAGUAGUGGCCACAUCAGACGAUUCCCUCCAGAUCGCUUUCAUCUCUCCUUGCCCUGUCAGCACUUGCCUUCCUUUCAUUCUCGCUGUUAGAAUAAACUCGUAUGGGAUUCAAGAACAUCGCAGCUUCGGCGUGGGCAGUCCACUAACGUACUACACACUCUUCGUAGACGCCACAAGCUCAGAUACCUGGAUCGGGACCAGAACGAUUAGUUCGGAAGUACUUGGAGUGUUCUUUGGCUUGGAUUUCACGAACGGCUACUGUUUCCUCGAGCGGUUUUACUCGGUGUGCGAUACGACAAGGUCCCAAGUCGGGUUCCUCUCAGUCGAAGGCGUGGUCACUAAAGAGGCCGCAUCGUUCAGGCAUUCAACUGUCUGUGAGCUUUGGAAGAGUGAGUGAAGGGAUGUACUUAAGGAAAGGGUUCGAGGGUCGUGCAAAAAUGGAAUCGGGGACUCGCCGCGUAGGCGCCGUUACGAUGUAAUAGCCACAUGUGCAGUUAU
Suillus plorans is the source of this 854-nucleotide messenger RNA. RefSeq lists its product as uncharacterized. The record is from RefSeq and is a predicted model, not a curated record. Bases 259 to 753 code for a protein of 164 amino acids. The transcript is spliced from 5 exons. Lineage: Eukaryota; Fungi; Basidiomycota; Agaricomycetes; Boletales; Suillaceae.